Maudiozyma barnettii is the source of this 453-nucleotide messenger RNA. RefSeq names its product Mdj2p (gene MDJ2). Gene Ontology annotation, biological process: protein import into mitochondrial matrix. NCBI's taxonomy places the organism in Eukaryota, Fungi, Ascomycota, Saccharomycetes, Saccharomycetales, Saccharomycetaceae. The transcript has a single exon. Gene Ontology annotation, cellular component: PAM complex, Tim23 associated import motor. Gene Ontology annotation, molecular function: ATPase activator activity. The coding region runs from base 1 to 453 and encodes 150 amino acids. The record is from RefSeq and is a predicted model, not a curated record.
AUGGUUUUACCACUGAUAAUAGGCGUAGGCGUGACUCUCCUCGCAGUAUCUGCAAGGUCAGGUUUUAGAGCAUGGUCAGUAUACAAGACAUUAACACCAAUGAUGAUUGCAAGGUUGAAUAAUAUUAGGUUGGAUGACGAAUCAUCAUACCGACAUAAGUUCCAUAAUGAUUUACGUUUUGAUAGCAAUAGGCUUAAUAGUAAGAUGAAAUCGAAUUUAGAACAACAAAUUAUAGGUGGAUUUUUCUCUAGAAUGACAGAAGCGGAAGCAUUACUUAUAUUAGAUAUAUCAGCCAAUGAAAUUAAAAAUUUGAAUGCACAACUAGUGAAAAGUAAACAUCGGAACGCUAUACUUAGAAAUCAUCCUGAUAAAGGUGGGUCUCCAUUUAUUACUGCCAAGAUAAAUGAAGCCAGAGAAAUUAUAUUGAAAUCACCAUUGGUGAAGGGAUACUAA